GGAUGGACACCUGCCCGCUACGAACCAGGAGCAGCGGCAGUCUCAGAUGUCAGCGUCGGAAUGGACAAAAGUGGGUCGCAAACAGCAACUCGACCCGAAAAGCCGUGCCAGCAAACUCCGCCCCCCUGGAUCAUCAGCGGUGCUCUUGACGCUAAAGCCGGGAGUUGAGGAAAGCGGUACAACUUAUGCGAAGGUAAUCACCUUUGCAAAGGAGAAAAUCAAUGCGGCGGAUAUCGGAGCUCACGGAGUCAGACUUCGAAAGGCUGCAACAGGAGGCCGCCUAUUUGAAUUCCCUGGAGCCUCCAGUGCUGAUAAAGCGGACUUGCUAGCUAACAAGCUUAGGGAGGUCUUAGGUGAUGAGUUUGUCACGGUCUCCAGACCUAUAAAAUCUGUAGAUCUGCGAGUUACUGGCUUGGAUGACUCCGUAACUAGUGCUGAGGUGAUUGCUGCAGUUGCGUCAGUGGGAGGAUGUCCAGCUGAUCAAGUACGGGCUGGCGUUGUGGUAAGCGGUUACGAUGGACUGGGUGCAGUUUUAGUGCACUGUCCCGUAGCUGCCGCUAAAAAGAUUGUAGCAGGAGGAAGGCUUCUUGUGGGCUGGGUGUCCGCUCAAGUCAAACUGUUGGAUGCCCGACCCCUCAUGUGCUACAGAUGUCUUGCUCCGGGCCAUGUAGGUGUUCAGUGCAAAGAAGGCAUUGACCGCAGUGGGUUGUGCUACCGCUGUGGCCAACCUGGUCAUAAGUCUCGUGGGUGUUCCGCUGCGCCAUACUGCGUAGUAUGUGCAGCUGCGGGUAAGUCAGCCGAACAUCGCGUGGGAGGCAGAAUUUGUCUUUCCACAUCGAAUAAGAAGAAGAGGGGAGGCAAUAUAGAUCUGAGAAGCAAACAGUCUUCGUCUUUACCGCAGCAAACUGUAGGGCCAGAGGAGGUUCCAAUGACUGAAGAUUAGUUAUGGAUCUGAACCUCCUCCAGGCAAACAUCAAUCACUGCG
Molecule: messenger RNA, 985 nt
Organism: Bicyclus anynana (squinting bush brown)
Lineage: Eukaryota; Metazoa; Arthropoda; Insecta; Lepidoptera; Nymphalidae
Exons: 1
Coding region: 47-943 (298 amino acids)
Molecular function (GO): nucleic acid binding; zinc ion binding
Source: RefSeq, a predicted model, not a curated record